GUGAGGGAGGAAGUUGGUUCUCGGGGCGCCUGCGCGCCGCCGCCCGCGAAGCUCGAACUGACGGCCGUCGAGGUGGCUGUGACUGCGCUGCUCCCCGCGUCGGCUGCGGUGCUGGGGGCCCCGCGCUGCAGGAGGCUGCGGGCGGAGACCCUCCAAGUGCUUCUUCUCGGGGAGCGGCUCGUCGGCGGGUCGCGCUUCCCAAACUACAGGCCGGCAUGCCCACCAUCGUGCUGGACGGCGUGGCGGUGGACUUCCCUUUCCAGCCGUACAAAUGCCAGCAGGAGUACAUGGCCCGGGUGCUGGAGUGUCUGCAGAAGAAAGUGAACGGCAUCCUGGAGAGCCCCACGGGCACGGGGAAGACCCUCUGCCUGCUGUGCACCACGCUGGCCUGGCGGGAGCACCUGCGGGACACCCUUGCUGCUCGCUUGGUGGCGGAGAGAUCCCAAGGGCAGCUUUUGCCGGAGCGCGCCUCGUCCUGGGGGAACGUCGCCGCCACCGCCAAGGACCCCAUAGCGUGCUUUGCAGACAUCCCGAAGAUCAUCUACGCCUCCCGGACGCACUCGCAGCUCACGCAGGCCAUCAGUGAACUCCGAAACACCUCCUACCGACCCAGGGUCUGUGUGCUGGGCUCCCGGGAGCAGCUGUGCAUCCACCCCGAGGUGAAGAAGCAGGACAGCAACCACAUGCAGAUCCACCUGUGUCGUAGGAAGGUGGCGAGCCGUUCCUGUCACUUCUACAACAACGUGGAAGAGAAAAGCCUGGAGCAGGAGCUGGCCACCCCCAUCCUGGACAUCGAGGACCUCGUCAAGAGUGGGAGCAAGCACAAGGUGUGUCCGUACUACCUCUCCCGGAACCUGAGGCAGCAAGCUGACAUUGUCUUCAUGCCGUACAACUACCUUCUGGACGCCAAGAGUCGCAGGGCGCACAGCAUUGACCUAAAGGGGACGGUGGUGAUCCUGGACGAAGCCCACAACGUGGAGAAGAUGUGCGAGGAGUCGGCCUCCUUCGACCUGACGCCCCGCGACCUCGCCUCGGGCCUGGAGGCCAUAGACCAGGUUUUGGAAGAGCAGACCAGGGCUGCACAGCAGGGGACCCUAUGCCUGGAGCUGGGCGCAGAGCCCACCGGCUCUGGGCUCAGCAUGGAGCUGGAAGACGUCGCGAAGCUGAAGAUGAUGCUGCUUCGCCUGGAGGGGGCCAUCGACGCCGUAGAGCUGCCUGGAGACUGCAGCGGGGUCACCAAGCCAGGGAGCUAUGUCUUCGAGCUCCUUGCGGAAGCCCACAUCACAUCGCAGACCAAGGACUGCGUCCUGCACUCGCUGGACCAGAUCACCCAGCACCUGGCCGGCCGUGCUGGAGUGUUCACCAACACGGCCGGAUUGCAGAAGCUGGCGGACAUCAUCCAGAUUGUGUUCAGCGUGGACACCCCUGAGGGCGGCCCUGGGUCCAUGGUGGCAUUGGCGGCCUCACGGUACUAUAAGGUGCACAUCCACCCUGACACCAGUCACCAGAGGGCAGCUCAGCGGGCAGACUCCUGGACCAGCACUGCGUCCAGAAAGCAAGGGAAGGUGCUGAGCUACUGGUGCUUCAGCCCCGGCCACAGCAUGCGGGAGCUGCUGCAGCAGGGCGUGCGCACGCUCAUCCUCACCAGCGGCACGCUGGCCCCGCUCUCGGCCCUCGCCCUGGAGAUGCAGGUCCCCUUCCCAGUCUGCCUGGAAAACCCGCACGUCAUCGACAGCCACCAGAUCUGGGUGGGGGUUGUCCCCAGGGGCCCUGACGAAGCCCAGCUGAGCUCUGCAUUUGACAGACGGUUUUCCGAGCAGUACCUGUCCUCCCUGGGGAAGGCUCUGAACAACAUCGCCCGCGUGGUGCCGCACGGGCUCCUGGUCUUCUUCCCUUCCUACCCCGUCAUGGAGAAGAGCCUGGAGUUCUGGCGGGCCCGAGACCUGGCCAGGAAGAUGGAGGCGCUGAAGCCCCUGUUCGUGGAGCCCAGGAGCAAAGACAGCUUCACAGAGGUGAUCAACGCCUACUACAAGCAAGUGGCCUCCGGUGGGCCCGGCGGGGCCGCCUUCCUGGCCGUGUGCCGGGGCAAGGCCAGCGAAGGGCUGGACUUCUCGGACACAAACGGCCGGGGUGUGAUCGUCACGGGGCUCCCGUACCCCCCACGCAUGGACCCCCGUGUUGUCCUCAAGAUGCAGUUCCUGGACGAGAUGAAGGCCCAGGGCGGGCCUGGGGGACAGUUUCUCUCUGGGCAAGAGUGGUACCGACUCCAGGCGUCCAGGGCUGUGAACCAGGCCAUUGGCCGGGUGAUCCGGCACCGCCACGACUAUGGCGCCGUCUUCCUGUGUGACCACAGGUUUGCCUACGCCGAUGCCAGAGCCCAGCUGCCCUCCUGGGUGCGUCCCUGUGUCAAGGUGUACGACAGCUUUGGCCACGUCAUCCGAGAUGUGGCCCAGUUCUUCCGUGUCGCUCAGAAAAGUAUGCCGUCGCCCACCCCCAAGGCUGUGGCCCCCAGUGUGGGUGAGGAAGGAGGCGCUGGCACGGCGGCCCUGGCACCAGCCCCCGUCCUGUCCAUCAGGAAAGCCAAGAGCCUGGACGUGCACGUCCCCAGCCUGCAGCGGAGGCCUGUGGGGCCUCCCGCAGCUGGGGACUGCGACCGCAGCCUGUGUGUGGAGUACGAGCCGGAACCCGUCUCUGCGCCCCGGACGCCCGCAGGGCUGCUGGCCGCCCUGGAGCACAGCGAGCAGCAGGCUGAGGGGCCUGUGGACGAGGCCUCCCCCACGAAGGGACAGGCCCCUGGCGGCUGCAGCCUAGCCCUGCGGUGUGAGAAGAGGCUGGCAGAGCAGCAGAGAGGAGGGAGGAAGAGGAUCCGGCUGGUCCGAGCCCCGCAGGAGGAGCCUGCGGCGGGCAGCCAGGUGCACCGAGCGAAACUGUUCAUGGGGGCGGUGAGGCAGGCGCUGAGCCAGGCCGGCUUCGCCGCCUUCACCCGGGCCCUGCAGCAGUACAAGGGCUCCGACGACCUGGCCGCGCUCACGGCCUGCCUUGGCCGGCUCUUCACCCAGGACCCCGCCACGCACAGCCUGCUCCAAGGCUUCUACCAGUUCGUGCGUCCCCACCACAAGCAGCAGUUCGAGGAGUUCUGCGUCCAGCUGACAGGCCACGGCUGCGGCUGCCGGCCAGAGCACUCCCUCCCCGAUGGGCAGCAGGCACAGGGAGCCCUAGACCCUGUUGAGAGGAAGGGGCCUGACUGCAGGCUGACCCUGUCUGCGGGUGCAGUGAGGCAGCUCGACCCGGGACAGCACCUGAACCAGGGAGGGCCCCACCUGGCCAGCGGGCCAGCCACGGCAGGAGGCCCCAGCAGCUGUCCACAAGUGGGGUCCGGAGCAGAGGCGCGGGGACAGCCUGUGGCACGCGCCUACCUGGCGGACGCCCGCCGGGCUCUGGGCUCGGCAGGCUACAGCCAGCUGCUGACCGCUCUGAAGGUCUACAAGCAGGACGACGACUUUGACAAGGUGCUGGCCGUGCUGGCCGCGCUGACCACUGCCAGGCCUGAGGACUUCUCCUUGCUGCAAAGGUUCAGCAUCUUCGUGCGGCCUCACCAUAAGCAGCGGCUGCUACAAGCGUGCACGGACCUGACGGGGCUGCCUGCCCGCGGGACCCCCAGGCCAGGCCCCGAGAAGCCGGAGAGGCCGGAGAAGGGUCAGAGCAAGAUCUCAUCCUUUCUCUCACGGAGGCCAGCGGGGGACGCCGGGGCAGGGCCCAGCCGGCCCACACAGCCCCUCCCCAGGCACGCGCAGUGCGGCGUGUGCCAGGGCUGUGGGGCGCAGGACGCGGUGCCCUUCCAGUGCCCCCGCUGUGACUUCCACCGCUGCCAGGACUGCUGGCGACGGCACCUCCAGGCCGCUAGGACCUGCCCGGCCUGUGGAGCUGCCGCCAGGAGACAGAGCAUCAUGCCAGUGUUCUGGCCGGAGCCGCACUGAGCGCCGUGGGGACCGCUGGGCGCUGCUGGCCCGUGCACGCUGGAGUCAGCUUCUAUGGCACCACGCUGGCCUUUGACCCUGGUCAGGGUUGAGAGCCCGCCUGACUAGGAGCCCAGCCGGGUGCCCCCGCGGGAUCUGGGACUGCCUGGGAAGUCACCUUGGGGCUGGGGUGGGCUUCACCUUUCCCCCUGCUGGAGAGGGGGUGGGGGAGGGAGCCUGCUCUCCAAUAAAGCUGCGGGCAGGGUGCAGCCCUGUCUGUGUGGCCUGGGGUGCCA
Oryctolagus cuniculus (rabbit) is the source of this 4252-nucleotide messenger RNA. The record is from RefSeq and is a predicted model, not a curated record. NCBI's taxonomy places the organism in Eukaryota, Metazoa, Chordata, Mammalia, Lagomorpha, Leporidae.